Agrilus planipennis (emerald ash borer) is the source of this 2764-nucleotide messenger RNA. RefSeq lists its product as uncharacterized. The transcript has 3 exons. Bases 519 to 2279 code for a protein of 586 amino acids. Lineage: Eukaryota; Metazoa; Arthropoda; Insecta; Coleoptera; Buprestidae. The record is from RefSeq and is a predicted model, not a curated record.
AUUUCAGUUGUUUCUAAGCCUGAAAGACUAUUAGAUGAUAGUACCUUUAACAAUCAAGAAUCGAAUGUCAUACAUCAAAAAGUUGCCCCAAACUCUGGGGCUAAAAUGACGACGAUUGAACCGAUUUUUUUCCUACGAUUGUGCGAACGUUGCAAUCGUUAAAUCGACCGACAACACCCAUCUUAACACAUUUUUAGAACAUGAGAAGUAAAUGUAACAACUGUUCCUCAAAUAAUCCUAAAAAUAGAACGGAUUGUGUUUAAUUCGGUGUUACCUCAAGAGGUUGAGAUACGAUGAUGGUGAUGUUUGCGAACAAAUUUUAUUACAUUACGUUGUUUUCUGCGAAUUUGUUAUGAGAAGGAAUCAAAAACUCGACCUCCACAACACGCCAGGGUAAUAUUUUUUAUACAAAAAUGAUGGAUUUGAACAUUAGAAGAGUAAAAUGUGCUUAGAUUUAAUUAAUAUCCCGCUGUCCUAGCAGUAAUGAUAUCCGGUGCUCCCAAUUCCGCAAAAACGUGAUGGGGGUGGAUCCAAACACCCCCCUAGGGAAUGUCAGGGGUAGCGUAGGACCUCCGUUGUCCCAAACGACCACAGUAUCGUCAAACAUCGUUCCAACAGUCAACAAAACAGCGACAGCAACAACAACAAUCAGCCCAAGAGAACAAAUAAAGAUAGAAUUUUAUCGAACGUACGAUGUUAUGACUGGUAUUCGUAUAGCUGCCACGUUAGGCGGAUUUUUCAGCCUCAUGGUUAUCCUAAUUGUAUACAAAUCAAAAUCGAAGACUGACGAAGCUCUCAAAGAUCCAAAACUGGCUGCCGCAGCUGUUGCUGAAGCUGAGGAGGAAGAACAAAGACAAAUACAAGCGGUGGUCGAAGCAACUCUCUUUGAACAACUCCAUCCUAAUGUUCCAAGGGGAUCUAUUGACCUGAGCAGUUUACCUGCUUCCUGGGCAAGAACAGCAAGGAGAUUCUCCUCAAUCGGUGGCUACAGUAGUUUGUUAGAAAGACGAUCGCAAUUUAGUUCACAACUACCUAGUUUCGACGACGAGGAGUCCGCUGGAGACGAAGAGAAAACUGAAUACGAUGACGAACUGACUUAUAAUCGAUGUUUAGAUGUUCCACGUAGACCAAGCAACAUAACAUGCUCGUCCUCUGGCAGUUCCUACCUAGAACGAAGAAGUUCCUCGAUUCUGUUAGGCCUUCCAACAAUUCCGAUUCAAAGAAGUAACAGUCGGCGUAGACAAUCAUCUCCAGUUCCGGAACAAAGCGAAUUCUACUACCCCAUAGACAUCAGAGUGAUCCAGCCCACUCCUCGGGGAUCGCCGUGCAGUAGCGAAAGAACACUGUUCAACACGCCUUCGUCACGAUCACCUUACACCACCAAAAAAGCUCCACUCGCGUCCAUCAGCAGCUGUAAUACCUCCUUAUCCACGGAUUAUCCGGACUUCGAUGCCAACUCGUUUUAUUCUGAUGUGUUUCAAGACGAUUCCUUCGUUGAAACUGAAGACGAAGCAGAGAAUUUCUCCACGGACAGUGACUUCGAAAACGACGAUAAAGAAGACAAGAUACAAAAGAAAACAGCUGCCAUGAAAACAUGGAAAGAAAAGAGAAAACGGUUUGCAGCCAAAUGGCGUACGACAUCAAUUGAAGAUAAAGAAAGUUUCGAAGAAAAAAGUCCCGUCAGAAGAAAGAAGAGCGCGUGUGAGAGGCCAUCUUAUACUACUCCGUAUUUAAGUGUGGAUUUUGGUAUUGAGACUAGACGUUUAAGUGCCAGUUGCGUGGAGUCUAACAAAAGGCCUAAGUUUAGCAGGAGAAGAACUAGUUUGAACGACAAACCUUUCGGGCCUUCCUACAAAUUCCUAAGCAUCGAUAGACAGCCGAGUUUAGACGAAAGAAAAAUAAAUUUGACAAGCAGCUUCGAUGCGAGUAAUAAAAGUGUCGAAAAAUUAAAUUCGAGAACCCCAUCGGUUAGUGAUAAAGCAACCAAUGUGAGUGAAUCAAAAUUAGUGGAUGCGUAUACUUGUGUGGAUAUUGUGGCUGAUGAUAAAGACCAAAGACGUGAUCCAUCGAGUUCGAUCGACCUUUCGAAAUCGGCUACGAAAAGACAUUCUAGUUUGAGUUUACCAUCUUCUUGCAAGUCUUCAGUGUCUUUGUUAUCUCCGAUGACUAGUGAAGAAUCUGCAACUGUCACGCUCCCUACAUUGCCAUUAAGACAACGAUCGUCAUCUACCAAUCUGGAGAAGAGAGCCAACUCUUGGUCACAGGAAACAUUAUUUUAAAUUCUACACAUACUCUACUACCUACUGAAUGUAUAUUUUAGACAAAAGACUUUUUAUCUAUUGUGCCACAAUUUUUCUCUAAAAGAAUAUUUCUAAAGGUAGUUCCAAAAUACUAAAAAAAAAAAAAAUACAAAAUGAAGCUGUUAAACAUAUCAGAUAAUAUUUUUCUACUGCAGAUUUCCUUCACAAAAUUUUGUAUUAGUUGACCAUCAGAGAUGAUUUUAUCGAUCUUACAUUAGUGCCAUCCCUUGCGAUAAAUAUCGAAUUUACGAAAUAAUUACGAUUUUACUCGAAAAAAAAAAACAAAAGUAUAAUUUAUAAUAAUUAAAAAAUGAAAUAAAAAUAAUAAUUGUGAACGAAUUAUAGCAUAACCAAAUGUGUAGAAGUCGCUAUACGUGUAAAGUGUAAAUAUUAUAUGCCUUCAAAAUUUAUAGGAAACUGUUGUUAAACUUAUGUUGCUCAUUAAUAAAUAUUGUUGUCGUAAA